CUGUAUCCCGUGCCUGUAACCUUUAUGUCUGCGUCAUACUGUGGCCUAAUUAAGGCAGCAGCAGGUGUGAAAAUAACAGCAGUGCGAGUCAGCAGUGAGGACCAGUGGGCGGUCCAGGAGGAGAUCGACAGUGACGGCGACCAGACCACGGCCACGCUCACCUGCGUGGGCCACCUCCCGGACGCACAGAGCAGGGCCAACGGCUCCUUCUACGAGCUCUUGCAAGUGGACUUUGGGAUCGACAACAGCAGCGGCCUGGCGGGGGCCCAGCAGAUCACCUGGCAGGUGGAGUACCCGGUGGAGGACACCACGAGUGAGCUGGUCGUGGCCGAGAUCUUUGUCAGCCAGACGUCCUUUGUGGGCAUCGUCCCCCUCGCCAUGGACACAGAGCUGCUGAACACGGCCAUCCUCACGGGAAAGGCAGUCUCGGUGCCGGUCAAGGUCGUGGCCGUGGAGGAGGACGGGUCCGUGGUGGACGUGUCUCUGGCGGUGGAAUGCAGGUCUGCAGACGAGGACGUCAUCAAGGUUUCCAACAACUGUGACUCCAUUUUUGUGAAUGGGAAGGAGAUGAAGAGCAAGGUGGACACGAUUGUGAACUUCACCCACCAGCACUUCACCUCGCAGCUGGAGGUCACGGUGUGGGUGCCCCGACUGCCGCUGCAGAUCGAGAUCUCAGACACGGAGCUGAGCCAGAUCAAGGGCUGGAGGAUCCCCGUGGCCGCCAACAGGAGGCCCACGCGGGAGAGCGAGGACGAGGAGGACGAGGAGCGCCGGGGCCGCGGCUGCUCUCUGCAGUACCAGCAUGCCUCGGUGCGCGUCCUCACCCAGUUCGUGGCCGAGGCGCCCGACCUGGGGCAGCUGCGGUAUCUGCUGGGCCCCGACUGGCAGUUCGACAUCACGGACCUGGUGACGGAGUCCAUGAAGGUGGAGGAGCCGAAGGUCGCGCAGCUGCAGGAGGGCAGGACGCUGGUGGGCCGGGAGCCAGGCAUCACCACUGUGCAGGUCCUCUCACCGCUCUCUGACUCUAUCCUGGCAGAGAAGACGGUCACCGUCCUGGAUGACCGUGUCACCAUUGCGGACCUGGGCGUGCAGCUGGUGGCCGGCCUGUCCCUCUCCCUGCAGCCCCACCGAGCCGACAGACGGGCCCUGGUCUCCACGGUGGCCGCCCAGGAUGCCCUCCAAGUUCCACAGCAGGAAGCCAUAGUCAGCGCUUGGAUUUUGUUCAGCGACGGUUCGGCGACGCCCUUGGACAUCUACGACCCCAAGGACUUCUCCGUCACCGUCUCGUCGCUGGAUGAGAUGGUGGUGUCCGUCCCGGCAAACCUCCAGUCCAGAUGGCCGGUGGUGCUGGCCGAGGGCGAGGGGCAGGGGCCCCUGAUCAAGCUGGAGAUGAUGAUCAGUGAGCCCUGUCAGAAGACCAAGAGGAAGAGUGUCCUUGCCGUGGGCAAAGGAAACGUCAAAGUCAAAUUCGAGCCCCAUCUGGGUGAGCACCGAGGCAGCACCAACGACAUCCAGGACAUUCACCGGGAGUACAAAGACCAGCUCAGCAACUCCAUCCAGCGCGAGGGAAGCCAGGAGCGGGCCGUCCAGCAGUGGCCCCGGCCCGGCACCUCCGCGGGCCACGAGGAAGGCGCCAACAGAAGCACAACCUCGCAGCCGUCCUCGGAAGGGCAGGGCCGGAAGUCGCUCAAGAGCGGCGGCCCCGACGCCUUCACCAGCUUCCCCGCCCAGGGGAAGUCCCCGGAACCCAACAAUCCCAGUGACCUUACAGUGACCUCCAGGGGCCUAACUGACCUGGAGAUCGGCAUGUACGCGCUGCUGUGCGUCUUCUGCCUGGCCAUCCUGGUCUUCCUCGUCAACUGCGUGGCGUUCGCCUGGAAGUACAGACACAAAAGGUCGGCUGUGAGUGAGCAGGGCAACAUCCCCCACUCCCACGACUGGGUGUGGCUGGGGAACGAGGUGGAGCUCCUGGAGAGCCCCGUGGACGUCACCCUGCCGUCAGAGGAGUGCACCAGCAUGGUGGACCGGGGCCUGCAGUUCGAGGAGAGGAACUUCCUGCUCAACGGCAGCUCCCAGAAGGCGUUCCACAGCCAGCUGCUCAGGCCUUCCGACUACGUGUAUGAGAAGGACGUUCACAGCGAGCCCCUCAACUCCGCGGGCCCCAAGAGGAAGCGCGUCAAGUUCACCUCCUACACUACCAUCCUGCCGGAGGACGGCGGCCCCUACACCAACUCCAUCCUGCUGGACAGCGAGGACAGCAUCAAGUGGGUGUGCCCGGACAUGGGGCUGGGGGGCUCGGAGGACUUCCGGGACUACGUGGGGAGGCUGCACGAUCCGCUGUAACCCCUUUCUUAUGUUCGUAUUCACCUUUAUGCCUUCUGUUUUCUGGGCGGCGGGGCAGAGAGCCGGUGGGCAAUAGGGGGUGGCUGGAUGGCGUCUCGGCAGGGGGGCGAGUGGGGCCCUUCCACGCGGGUGGUGGAGCCCUGACCGUGGGUGGAGGGCCAGUGGGCAGGCUCGGCCCUAGAGAGCCACAGCCCUCGGCUUUGCCCGCUGACCUGCAUCGUCCCGACCUCAGCCGGCAGCUGCGUGAACUGGAGCAGGCUCGCGUGUUGGCUUUUCUAUUCCUAGACCUUUCAAAGCACAGUGGACGCUUCCUGCCCUUGGCCUGAGUGUGGACAGAUGGACGGACGGUGGCUGACUGUGGGCCCCUUAUUUGUUAGGAGCGACGCUCGAUAUUUUUAUAUGCUUUUGCACCUGCUCCUGGUUCCUGUGGCCUCCAGGAUUCUUUUGGAAACACAAAGGACAGAAAUGUCUUCUGUCCGUGGAGCACCAUGGGACAGUGUCUGAGUCGCUGAGGUUGGCAUGCCCUGGAUGGCCACAGGGGUUCAGGUCUCUGCCAGUGUCCACCUGCCGGUCGGGGACCAGGUGGCCUGAAAUGCGCGUCCUUGCUCUGUCCUUACUUCUCUCUGUUCAGGAACCUCUAUUUCAGCUUGGGGCGAGGGGUUCACUUAGGGCAGCACAUGGGCGGCCAGGGCCGUCUCUCCAGGGUCACGUGAAAGACAGAAAGCAGGGAAAGUCAUGACCCACAGAUGUGGGGUUUUUCCUCCUCUGCUUUUGAAGAUUUCUGGGCUCUGACUGCAUCCUCAGGCAGAAACACCUCGAAAAAGCCGUAUUUGUUUCACUGCUGCACGGGCCGCACUGUUUAUCUCCAGACUGAAGCUGCAUGUAGAAUCAAAGCGCUGGGAAGGAAGAGGUGUCGGGGUGUUUUCAUGCAGCUUCCAACUUUACCAGAAGAAUGUUUCAACUUUCCAUCAUGUGGGGAUCUGCCCUGCAGUGGGCCCACCGAGACCCUCACCAGUGAUGCUGGAGAAGCACAUCUGAUCCCGGUACACGCAGAGGGAGAGGCCUGGGUUCCCCCAAAAGUCAUAAAAAUAAAGGACCAUCCAGGUCUCAAGAAGUGGUGACGAUGAAAGUCCCCGGCACUGGACACCACAGCGGCCAGAGCAAAAGCAAGCCCCCAGGACUGAAAUGAGGGCGCUUCCUGGCUGGGGUGGGGCUGCAGGUGCACUUCAGCGGGGAAGCAGGGCACACUCUCUCUUACGGGGGUGGGAUAGCUGGAGGAGAAGGCACAGCCAGGGCCUUCGGACACGCUUUCCUGAGUCACUUCAGAGCGGGGCUGCUGGUGAUCACAGCAGCUCCCCAAACCUCCUGAGGGCCCCUCGACUUCAGGGGUGCCUACGCUAGGCCUCUGCUCAUUCUCUGAAGGUCUCUGCACAGGGCCGUUCAGAGUGCCCAUAGAACCACUGCUCAUUUGUGCAGUGACUAGGUCAGCCUGGGGCCCAGAAUUGGGGUCCAGCUGUUCUUGCAUCUAAAAUGAGAGCUGGGGAGCAAAGUUGGAGAUGUUCUAGUCAUUUCCCCUCCCUACCGCCCUUUGGCAGGAAGAAGCCAGACUUCCAGGCUCGUGGCUUCAAAAACAUUCGCGGGUGGCUGCCACCUGGAGGAGCCCCCACAGUGCAGGGAGUCCAGUGGGGGUGGCUUCGAGGGAGCCCACGAAAAGAUCCCCAUUGGUGGGAACAGCUCCUCCGAGUGACCCGCAGGCCUCCCCCAGGCCGAUCCUCUCUGCCACGGGUCCCAUGGGUACUAGGUGGGCAUUACUGUCCCCCGAGCUGCUGGGUACUUCGUGGGCUUGUAUUGACUCAUUGGUUCAAAAUACCAGAUGGGCAGGGUGGGCGGGGCCUUGCCACACCAGCCGCCCUGCGCACCUGUGGGCCGGAGAGCCAGGGUGAGCGCGAGCCGGGCGUGUUGCCUGACACCCACGCUGGGGCUCCGAUGCCGCCUCGGGCCAGCUCCACGGAACUGCACGGAGACCUUUCUGCUCUAAACGGUCCUGGCGGACCAGACCGGACAAGGUGGAUUCCAGCCACUUGUCUCCAGCUGGUCACGCGACAACCAGUGGGACCUCAGCUCAAAAUUCUAUCCCAAAGCAAGAGCCAGAUGGCCAAGCUGCAAGACUGGGAAUGUGGUUUCCUGGGGUCUGUGCGGGACACUGCUGGGGUCAGCACCUGCAAGUCCUUCCGAGCCCAAGAAUGGAGUCCGAGGACUCUGAGGGGUCACAGGCAGUGACUUCUGUGCUCCAGAUGCUCUGGAGGCCGGCUGACUUGCAGGGGUGGGGGGGUGGCGGCUGUGGCACCCCAGUUUCCAGGCUCCUGCGCUGCAUCCCAAGCUGGUGACGGGAAUUGAAGCUCUUUUGGGGUGAACCCUGGGGCGCUGUGUUUGAGAAGACACAGGAAAGACGCCAGAGGCCCCAGUAGUGAGUCCUAGUUCUGUGUGCAGGUCGGGGCUGACCUCCUGGCCUCUUCCCCUGGGGCACACUGGCCAGCCAGCCCCUGUCCCUGGUGUCCAGCAGAUGCUGGGGGGACACUCCUCCUGCCUAGCUGUGCCCACUGGUCGCCACGGAGCACCUGCCCUCGGGCUUGGCGCCACCAGCCCUCUUCUCCUUCACAAAGACACCCCCCUGGGCUGGGUGUCAGGGCCACAGGAGAGAUUCUGCCCCAACUUCUGCGACCCCUGGGGGUGGUUCCAUCUGGGUCCUCCGUGGCCUCAGCACCGUGGUGUUUGCACAUCUCAAAAAUGACCUCUGGCAGAGAGUGGCCCGAGGCGGACACGCUGGGCAGGACACGCAGCUCUCACUGUCCUCGGGCAAUACCGAAGCGGAGAUGCGGAAGCGCCCCUCCAAGUCAAAGCCCGCGGGCGCUUGCUGGUGGGUGCACGGAAGUCCCACUCGGAGCUCCCCGCCCAGCCCCCCUGCGGCGGGGUUGGGAGUUGGCUGGGAAGGGGCGCUGCUCGGGGGUCGUGGAUGGAGCCUGCCAGAGCAUUUCGAGCUUACACUUCAUGACUUUGGGAUUUUUUUUCCUUUUUCCUUUUUUUUCUGGAAAUACUGCAGAAAUAAAGUGACUUCAUUUUCCAGCAUAAAAGUAUAUUCUAACCACAGGGUAACUCAU
This is a messenger RNA of Condylura cristata (star-nosed mole), 5501 nucleotides long. RefSeq names its product transmembrane protein 132B (gene TMEM132B). NCBI's taxonomy places the organism in Eukaryota, Metazoa, Chordata, Mammalia, Eulipotyphla, Talpidae. The record is from RefSeq and is a predicted model, not a curated record. Bases 25 to 2343 code for a protein of 772 amino acids. The transcript has 8 exons.